Molecule: messenger RNA, 2560 nt
Organism: Acanthopagrus latus (yellowfin seabream)
Lineage: Eukaryota; Metazoa; Chordata; Actinopteri; Spariformes; Sparidae
Gene: mmaa
Product: metabolism of cobalamin associated A
Exons: 7
Coding region: 159-1397 (412 amino acids)
Cellular component (GO): cytoplasm
Molecular function (GO): GTPase activity; GTP binding
Source: RefSeq, a predicted model, not a curated record
GGUAUUUUUGUUCUUAUUUUAAAAAUAUUUUUAUGUAUCAACGAAUCGCCGGAAGUAUUUGUUGGGGGCGGGGAUGUACGUCACCGGAAACCGGAAGGGGGAUGAAUGAAACAACCGUUGUCAUGUAACCUGUAACACCUCUAUGCAGCUGGUACGAGAUGCCACACAUUCACUACAAAAUGCGACAGCUUGGCUUCUCCCUCCUCCGCCACAUCUCUUCCCUUCCUUCCUCACUGACUGUCCCCUCAGUCACCCGGUCAUGCUGCCUCCACCGAGGGGUCCUCAACGGUUCUUGCCACCAGAGCCCCAACCCGGGUCACAGCUGCCAGCACAGGCGGAGUGUGAGCACAGCCCUCGGGCAGCACAUACAGGACCUGAGUGGUCCUGAGCAGAGACUGUUGGAUAAACUGUACGAAGGGCUGAUCGGAGGUCAGCGAGCCUCUCUGGCCGAGUCCAUCACUUUGGUGGAGACCCAGCAUCCGAGGAAAAAAGAGCUGGCCCAGGUGCUGCUGCAGAGGGUGCUGGCCUACAGGAGGGAGCAAGAGAGUCAAAAUGGAGGGAAGCCAGUGGCCUUCAGAGUAGGUCUGUCUGGUCCUCCAGGAGCAGGGAAGUCAUCUUUCAUUGAGGUGGUGGGCAAGAUGUUGACGUCACGUGGACAUAAAGUUUCAGUGCUGGCUGUUGACCCGUCCUCCUGCACUACAGGAGGGUCUCUGCUGGGUGAUAAGACUCGUAUGACUGAACUCUCCAGGGACAUGAAUGCUUUUAUCAGGCCAUCUCCGGCCUCAGGAACACUCGGUGGAGUCACUAGAACAACUAAUGAGGCCAUUGUUCUCUGUGAGGGUGCCGGAUAUGACAUUGUCCUUGUAGAGACCGUAGGUGUGGGCCAGUCAGAGUUUGCAGUGGCUGACAUGGUUGACAUGUUUGUGCUGCUGAUUCCACCAGCAGGGGGCGAUGAACUACAGGGUAUCAAGAGGGGCAUCAUUGAGAGGGCCGACUUGGUGGUGGUGACGAAGUCGGAUGGAGACCUGUUGGUGCCCGCCAGGAGGAUCCAGGCUGAAUACACCAGCGCACUCAAGCUGCUCAGGAGACAGUCCAAGUCCUGGAAUCCCAAGGUGGUGCGCGCCUCCUCACACACCAGUGAGGGCAUCCCGGAGGUCUGGGCCAAGAUGGAGUCAUACCGGGACGCAAUGCUAGCCAGCGGGGAAUUCCAGGGCCGGCGGAGGGCCCAGCAGAAGGUUUGGAUGUGGAGCUUGAUCCAAGAGAACGUCCUCCUUCAUUUCCAGAAUCACCCCAGUGUCAGAGACGCUCUACCCCACCUCGAGGAGCGGGUCACCAAAGGAGCCACCUCCCCAGGCCUGGCUGCUGACCUGCUUAUCAAAGCCUUCUCAUCAUCAUAGUGAACAAUGGGGCAGCUCGGCAGGAGAAGGAUGGAUGCCUUGUGGCUGAUCAGGGCCACUCAGUGCCAGUGAAAGCCAGCACAGCAGGAGAAUGUGUGAUCUUGACUCCGUGGUUUGCACAAAAAGAAGCCAUCUUACUCUUUUUGGACUUGAUUUGAAAUUUAGAACACCUAAGAUAGAAAUCAGCCCUCCACAGUUUCUGCAUGCUUACAUCCCAAUCAGGGAAGAGCUGAGAGAGCUGACAGUGGGCGCUUCUUGCCUUUUAAGCUACAAGACACAUCGAGCUUUGGGACAGAGGACAGCAAAAUAAAACAUUUCAAAUGGUUUUACAGUGGUGUGAGGUAUCUGAUGGUCUGGGUUUCUGCAGCAGAUACUAUAGAUAUUCUUCGUGAGCAGGAACACUACUGAUAUAUGAUCAAUAAUACAAACUGUUUGUUACUUUGAUUGGGAGUGAUCCAUUUUGGUAUUGGUAUCAAGUGCUGAAAUUGACGUAAUUCACUUCACAAUUAAAUUCAGAUGUAUGACUGACAUUAUCAAUCCACUGAUGUACUGAUCCAGAUUCCAUAGUCUGAUUGAUUGGUUGUCAAUUUCCCAUCUACAAAAUCUACAUAAAAAUAGUUGAUGGGUUGCUGUGCACUUGAUUUUUUUCUUUUUUUCCAAGUCUUUCCAGACAUGGUUCAAAUAGGUCAAAUAAAUUGUUUUGAAAUACAUUUAAAUUUAAUUGCAUUUUUGUACAUUUUGCUCUUUUGAUAGCAAUCAUGCCGCCUUAUACAUAAAACCAAUAAUAAUGAUGAUAAUAAUGUUAGAAUUCAUGCAAAAAGAUCUCUGGUGUCAGUGUUGGCAGAUAUCCAAGUUCGGGUAACUGAAACUGAAAAGAAGUUGAGUUGUGCAACUGUGUUUGUAACCCAGAAAGAAGAGUGUGAUGAAAAGAUCAGGCUGAGAGAGAUGGGAUUUGUUACAAUACCGUCUUUCUUAUUUGAACUUCUGUGGACAUUGCUUUGAUAACAAACACCAAUUUUCUGUGGGAAAAGCCACUGGACCUUCAAAAUAUGUUUUAUUCACCUUUUUUUUUUCUGUGUUGAAUAUUAUAUGAAAAGAAUGAUGUGAAUCUUAAAUGGAUAAAUGAAUAACAUUAAAUCUGUCAGUACAGCUGGCCAAGCUCC